GCUAGUGGUUUAGCGCCGGCUCAGCAAUUAGACUGGUGCCCCAUAUAUAUACACCCAGCACCUGCGCCCUACACUAGCUGUGUGGAGUGGUACAAGGAGCAGUAGACGAAAACAAAAAGGGAGAAAACGAAAACAAAGAAAAAUAAAUAGGCAAAGGUUACCAGUCACAACCAUGUACAGGAACAACGCUGCCAAGCGCAACGCCAACCAGGAAAACAUUUGCUCCGUCCCACAACACUGCCCCGUUCUUCAAAAGCAACGAACCGUUUUGGGGGUGUUAAAUGAAAACGAGCAGCAGAAACGUUCACUCUGUCAGGUGCCGGCAAAACCCAAUGCAUUGACAGCGGACCAUGGCUCCAGCGCUGUUAAGAGCAGCACCGCUUUUACGGAGUGCCCGAUUACGUUUGUAUCGAACCCGAACUUCAGUGUUUACAUGGAGGAGGAAGUCCAGGAUGAGGUCGAAAUAUCAGAGUACAGCCUGACAUCCGAGUUGGAAACUAAACUGGGGGAGGUUGGGCACAUCUCUAAACCCUGGGGCGACUCUUUGUACCUGGAUCUCAGUGAAGCUUCACCAAUGGUCGUGGAUUCGUCGAUCCGCUCUCGUCGUUCUCACGACGAUUCCGGUGAUCGUGCUGAUUUUCUCGCUGCGGGAGAGUACGCAGAAGACAUUUAUCACUAUCUUCGAGAAGCCGAAGUAAGGUGUAGGCCAAAGUUUGCUUACAUGAGGAAGCAGCCUGACAUAACGGCCAGCAUGCGUUCUAUCCUUGUGGACUGGCUGGUGGAAGUCAGCGAGGAGUACAAUCUGCAAACUGAAACCCUGUACCUGGCAAUAAACUACCUGGACAGGUUCCUAUCCUGCAUGUCAGUGCUGAGAGGGAAGCUGCAGCUCGUUGGGAUAGCGGCCAUGCUGGUGGCGUCGAAAUAUGAGGAGAUCUAUCCCCCAGAGAUCGAUGAGUUUGUCUACAUCACAGACGACACCUACACAAAGAAGCAACUUCUGCGCAUGGAACACCUCCUCCUCAAGGUGUUGAGCUUUGAUGUGACCGUGCCCACUGUCAACCAGUUCCUGACACAGUUCCUGAAGGAGGAAGGCAUUGGUGGAGAAUUGGGAAGUUUGGCCAUGUAUAUCGCUGAACUGAGUUUACCAGAAGCAGAUGUGUGUCUCAAGUACAUGCCCUCUCUGACAGCAGCAGCUGCUUACUGCUUGGCAAACUAUACGCUCAAUAAAGCUUUUUGGCCAGAAUCUCUUGCUGCAUUCACUGGCUACUCUUUGCUUGAUAUUCUACCUUGUCUGAGUGACUUGCACAGAACAUUCCUUCAAGCAAGGUUUCACCCACAGCAAGCGAUUAAAGAAAAGUACAAGAGCUCAAAGUACCUUGGAAUUUCCCUCAUUGAACCCCCAGCAACUUUACCUCUAGAAUUUUCAAGUGCAAUUGAAGGAUGAAAAUGGAGCAUGGAAACUACCAAAGACUGAAAUAUUCAUGGCAACAUUAACACUUUAGACUGCUGCUGGACAACUUCCUGUGGCUCUCGGCUGCUCUUGGAUUGUGACUUGUAAAUUAUUUUAACGUGCAAUUUUAUCUACAGUAUUAAUUUUUAUUUAAGCACUCCAUGAAGUUAACUUAAUUUAACAUUUUCAGUGAAUGAAUUUUUCAUGGAUAGUAAUUUAAAUGCAAAUCAUUUCUAACAUUUUUAGCAGAAAUUACUUAGAUAAUAGAAAUGAAUGUAUAUUAGGCUCUGCUUUGGGACAACCAAUAAAGCGUUUUAAACUUG
Amblyraja radiata (thorny skate) is the source of this 1773-nucleotide messenger RNA. It is a transcript of the gene ccna1, whose product is annotated as cyclin A1. Lineage: Eukaryota; Metazoa; Chordata; Chondrichthyes; Rajiformes; Rajidae. The coding region runs from base 173 to 1444 and encodes 423 amino acids. The record is from RefSeq and is a predicted model, not a curated record. The transcript is spliced from 8 exons. Gene Ontology annotation, biological process: mitotic cell cycle phase transition. Gene Ontology annotation, molecular function: cyclin-dependent protein serine/threonine kinase regulator activity.